Spirometra erinaceieuropaei is the source of this 1365-nucleotide messenger RNA. The record is from the annotation of a GenBank genome assembly. NCBI's taxonomy places the organism in Eukaryota, Metazoa, Platyhelminthes, Cestoda, Diphyllobothriidea, Diphyllobothriidae.
AUGGUCGUAGUGGUCGCUCAUUUGCUUGCAGGUGAGACUACGCCUAGCGUCCACUUACUGGCACUCAACUCUCACCUGUGGCUACACGUAGCUGGGCUCCGCUCAGCGGCCACACUCCGGGCAACCGGCGGGCUAAACCAGGUUAGGGUAUCUGUGCGUGCACCUGCACACGCAGUACUGUGGUCUCCGCUGGCCGGAUGGAUCUUCGCGUCGACUUCGUCGAGACGAGGCUCUGCCUGGACCAUCGCCGGAGGCCGUCAGGUAAGUUUUUCUUCAGGUAAGUGAAUUUGCUGUGUUUCUUCCCUUUGUCGGUCGAAGUUCCUUGUUGUAUGCUGCUCUUGUUCCCUGCCCUCUAUAUGUUAGUCUGUCUGUUAACAUCUAGAUGGAACUGUUGAUGCCCGCUGCGACUGUCUGUCUAUCAGUCUAUGUCUCUUUCUGCUAAUAGCUCGGUGUUACUGUGCUUGAUCUUGAAGGAUGCCCUCUCACUUCUGUCUCUGACUUAUGACUGUGUCUGUUUGUACACUCUAGCUGUAAGUCCCAUAGCGUUAGGUAAUGUGCAUCCUCUCAACAACUUCGUCACAAUCACCACCAAAGUCCCAGGCUAAUUCGGGUCGUUCUCUCACCAACAAAAAUUCGUGGCCCAUAGUGGAGUCGGGCAGCCGUCGGGGUUACCGGGCAGCCCUAUUUAGGGAUAGGCUGCCUGCACUCGCGAGGGGGAAGGGGCCCAAAAGAUCGCUGGGAACCACGCUGUCUGUAGGCUGGCUGUGGCCCCAGACAAAACACACACGGUCGAAACAGCCAAAACCGAAACAAUAACAACAACAAUCACUCUCUUCCUCUUCCAGCCUAUUCUUCUUCUCCUCCUCCUCCUACUUAUCGCUGCCGCAGUCGCCAGACUGGCGGAGUGAGACCGCUCACUCUGGCAGCCUGGAAUGUUCGUUCACUUUUAUAAAUCCGAGGAGCAACCGACCGGAAAGGAGGACGACGCUAGUGGCCCGGGAACUGGCGCGCUACAAGGUGGACAUCGCCGCACUCCGCGAGACUCGAUUCUCCGACAAAGGCCAAAUGGAGGAGGUGGGUGCCGGCUACACCUUCCUCUGGAGCGGUCGACCCAGGGCAGAGCGACGAGACGCGGGUGUCGCCUUCGCCAUCUGGAACGACAUCGUGGGACGACUGCCCUGUUUGCCGCAGGGCAUCGACAAUCGCCUGAUCAGCUUCCGUCUGCCUCUCCGGCGUGGGGGCAAAUUCACCACCAUCAUCAACGCCUACGCUCCGCCGAUGAGCAGCGUGACGCCGCUGCAAGAGACAAAUUCUACGAGGACCUGCACGCACUCUUGGCGACUGUGUCGAAGGCGGACAAGUUGA